GCGCGCGGCCCGCGGGGCUUCCGGGUGUGACGCGCCUGCGCGUGGCCCCCUGCGCCCCUUGGCAUUCAUGGGCACGGGGAGGGUGGCCGUGUGGUGGUCCGCGGGCCGAGCGUGGUCUGCAGGGAGGCUCGUGGUGUGGAGCACCCGGCACCCGGCGCGCAGCCUUAGGCACCUGCCGGCUCCGCUGUGCCGUCUCGCAGCCACCAGUGCACCUGCCGAGGCACCGGGUGGCAGGAGCAGAAUGGAGCCCUCUGCCAGCAGGCGCACUACCCCAGCUGCGCGGGGUACAGUUACACGCCCAAACGAGGGCGUUGUCCUAUCCCCGCAGCGACUGGAGACUGGGACCACGCCUCUUCUGAGGUCUCCAAGGCCUAGGCGCCCAUGACACCCAUGCUGACUGCCUCUUGGAGGCUGCACCGCCACUACAAGCUAGCGCCACCGCCGCUGCCGCUGGGGCCAAUGCCUGUCAUGCCCAUCCCACGACGGGUGCGCUCCUUCCACGGCCCGCACACCACCUGCCUGCACGCAGCCUGCGGGCCAGUGAGGGCCUCGCACCUGGCGCGCACCAAGUACAACAACUUCGACGUGUACGUCAAGACGCGCUGGCUUUACGGCUUCAUCCGCUUCCUGCUCUACUUCAGCUGCAGCCUCUUCACCGCGGCGCUCUGGGGCGCGCUGGCCGCGCUCUUCUGCCUGCAGUACCUGGGUGUGCGCGUGCUGYUGCGCUUCCAGCGCAAGCUGUCGGUGCUGCUGCUGCUCCUGGGCCGCCGGCGGGUGGACUUCCGCCUCAUGAACGAGCUGCUCAUCUACGGCAUCCACGUGACCAUGCUGCUGGUCGGGGGCCUGGGCUGGUGCUUUAUGGUCUUUGUGGACAUGUGAGGGCAUGGCCUCCGCCUGACUUGAUGGGGUGGGCUGGUCAGGGCAUUGUGCACUGGCGUCCUAUAGGCGACCACUGUAGAACAUGCUCCCCUUUGGGGGAGAAAAGGGCUGAGACUAUUCUGUGAUAGGAACCACUGCCCCUCUGGCUGGCCUCUGUGCCCUCUGCCGGCUGGGCUUCCGGCUCUGUGGUGGUCUGCUCACCUCCUUCCAGGUUGUUCUGUGGGGUGGCUUCUGUCUGUUCUACAUUUUGAGAUUCUCUGUGACACACACCCCACAGUUAGGCCCUACCAGUGGUUUGGGAGACCCUGGACAUGGGUGUACUGCCCAGGAGCAGAUCUGGACAGGGUACCCCCUGGCUGCUCGGCCCUCUUCCUGCACACCUUCAGCCCAUCCUGGCCUUGGUCAGUGUUGGCCUCCACUGGCAGAUACUGCACUGUCUCACAGCUGCCCACUCCCUCCCUCCUGCCUGUCACCCUGAGGGSCUGUGUGGGUCCCCUUGGAUGGCUCAGAUGCAGUCUGGCUGAAGUGCAGACAGCCUUGGCUGGUCCCUGGCGCAGGGGCAUCCCAGAGUGUGUGGGAGCCAGGUAGAGCUCCCUCUACCUCCACCUGGCCAGGCCUGCUGAGAAUGUCCCCUGUACUGCAUGCUGCUUCGAGCAUGGGGUGUCUGGGAGCAGGCUUUUGGCCUGUCUUCCUGUGAGACAGCACCCAGCACUGAGACCUGCCUUUCUGGAGCAGGUUCUGGGGGUGGGCCAGGCCCACCACAGAGAUCCUCCCCCAGCACUGUCCCCACCCUGCUGUAGCUGUUGAAGCAUCCAGGUGUGAGAGCGUGACUGAGGGACAGGCAGGGUGUCCUCGGAGCAGGGAGCACCUGGGCCCCUGAUCUAGCUUCCUGUGUUGAAGGGGCUCUGGUCAGUUAACCGAGGUGUAGGACACUAGCCUGACCCUGAGGAUGGCUACUUGGUCAAUACUUGCUUCACCUCAAGUUGUCCCCACUUCCUGGGUUGGGUGGUGGCCCCUUUAAACUUGCCCUGCCAGACAGACCAGUGGCCGGGGAUCUGUGAGGACAGUUGUGUGCCACUGAAGAGCAACUUAGGGAAGCAGAAGCUCCUGGCCACAGAUGGUGCUGUAGUUUGUAGCCAGCCUCCGUCCGCUGCUCUUCCAGAGGGAGGCUCCAGAGGGCGCCUGUGAGCCGGAGGGCGGGCGCAGAGCUUCCCGAACCCGCUUUUCUCCUGCUGCAGAGAAUCUAUUGCACUAGGUCAUGCGCUUUCCUCAAGCCGCUUUGUUUACUCUCACUGACUCCUGUCACAGAAUGGGCAGAGCCCCUCCAGGGCAUAGGAGGAGGAGGUGGGUGCUCCAGAGCCCAGGAGGGGCUGGCUGUGCUGCCUUGAAUGUAAACACCAUGCCAGGGGCGACAGGACCGCUGCGUGCUGCACCCCGCUGCCCAGUGUCCCGAGUGCCUGUCGAUUCUUAAUGAGAUGAGCCACCUGCA
This is a messenger RNA of Urocitellus parryii (Arctic ground squirrel), 2368 nucleotides long. It is a transcript of the gene Tmem250, whose product is annotated as transmembrane protein 250. NCBI's taxonomy places the organism in Eukaryota, Metazoa, Chordata, Mammalia, Rodentia, Sciuridae. The record is from RefSeq and is a predicted model, not a curated record.